GCCGGCGCACGAGCGCUCGCACGGCCACCCGCGUCCAGAGCCCCGGUCCGCGGCUCGGCGUCUGGGGUCUGCGGGCGCGGUGAGCAGGAGACGGCGCAAAGCGGGCAGAGGAGCCGGGAGCCCUGGACGCCGAGCGCCUGGCGCCAGUCAAGCUGCUGCGCGCACGGGCGCCCGGCUAGGUCGGGGACAGCCACUGGGUGCCGGCGACGGGAGCUAACGGACUGCCGCGGAAAAGCAAAGAUGUCACAGUGGAUCCUUGGCCUCCAGGGCCCGUUAAGGUGAGAAUAAGAUCUAGGGCUGGUUGGAACUAGCCUAAGACUGAAAAGCAGUCACAGAUAUGGCAUAUGAGCUAUUCAAUGGGAGCCAGGCAUGGCCGUCUUCUCCAUUUGACCUCAAUGGCUCAGUGGUGGCAGCCAACAGCUCAAACCAGACAGAGCCAUACUAUGACCUGACAAGCAAUGCAGUCCUCACAUUCAUCUAUUUUGUGGUCUGCAUCAUUGGGUUGUGUGGCAACACACUUGUCAUUUAUGUCAUCCUCCGCUAUGCCAAGAUGAAGACCAUCACCAACAUUUACAUCCUCAACCUGGCCAUCGCAGAUGAGCUCUUCAUGCUUGGUCUGCCCUUCUUGGCCAUGCAGGUGGCUCUGGUCCACUGGCCCUUUGGCAAGGCCAUUUGCCGGGUGGUCAUGACUGUGGAUGGCAUCAAUCAGUUCACGAGCAUUUUCUGCUUGACAGUCAUGAGCAUCGACCGAUACUUGGCUGUGGUCCACCCCAUCAAGUCAGCCAAGUGGAGGAGACCCCGGACGGCCAAGAUGAUCAAUGUGGCUGUGUGGGGAGUCUCUCUGCUGGUCAUCCUGCCAAUCAUGAUCUAUGCUGGGCUUCGGAGCAACCAGUCAGGGAGAAGCAGCUGCACCAUAAACUGGCCAGGUGAAUCUGGGGCAUGGUACACGGGGUUCAUUAUCUACACCUUCAUCCUGGGGUUCCUGGUACCCCUCACCAUCAUUUGUCUUUGCUACCUGUUCAUUAUCAUCAAGGUGAAGUCCUCUGGAAUCCGAGUGGGUUCCUCCAAGAGGAAAAGGUCUGAGAAGAAGGUCACCCGAAUGGUGUCCAUAGUGGUGGCUGUCUUCAUUUUCUGCUGGCUCCCUUUCUACAUAUUCAAUGUUUCUUCCGUCUCUGUGGUCAUUAAUCCCACCCCAGCCCUUAAAGGCAUGUUUGACUUUGUGGUGGUCCUUACCUAUGCUAACAGCUGUGCCAACCCCAUCCUAUAUGCCUUCUUAUCUGACAACUUCAAGAAGAGCUUCCAGAAUGUCCUCUGCUUGGUCAAGGUGAGCGGCACAGAUGAUGGGGAAAGGAGUGACAGCAAGCAGGACAAAGCCCGGCUGAAUGAGACCACGGAGACCCAAAGGACCCUCCUCAAUGGAGACCUGCAAACCAGUAUCUGAACUGCCUGGGCAGGGGGGAAAAACCAACCAGAAGCCAAGCUCUGCCUACUGGCAGUGGGCUCCCUACCUGCAACCCCUUCCUUCCUCCCACCCAUCACACCUGGCAUCUAGGAUAGGGAUUGCUCAGCAUGAUAUCAAUUCAGAGAACCGUGUUUGAGUUGCUUGUCUGACUGAAUGAUAAUGUAUUAAAUUGAUUACCUUCCCCUUAAAGUGAACAUUUAACUGCAGACAGACAAUAGACAAUUCAAAAUCUGGAGAAGAGAAGAUCAUGCCUGGGGGUAUGAUCUUUAGAAAUGCUGAAAUUCAACAAAAAUAGAAGAAAGUAUCGGUGUGUUUGUGUGUUUAAAACCCAAUGUAUUAUCCUGUGAUCUUAUAUUUAUACUUGUAAAUUCCUAUCUAGCCUGUGUAGAGUCAUUACCUACAUUUCAUACACAAGUAGCAAAUUCAAGUGUGCAUAGUACAGGUGGACGUUUACUGCAAUAUAGUACCCACAGAAAUAGACUUACCAUGAAGCCAAUAAAGUGUAAGCUUCAGGGAUCUCUCUUAUAUGGGCCUCUCCAAGGGCCAGGAGGAACCUGGGCAGUAUGUUCACAGUCAUAUGUUUUUGUAAAAAUAAGAUAUUUUUGUAUUUUUUUUUUCUUAAAGAGGGCACCCUAAAUUGCAUAAGCUUCCAGCCUCACAAAACCCGCCUCUACCCCUGGGUAUUUGCUUGGUUAAUUUCAGGCAAGUUAGGUCAAAGUAAGAAGGAAGAGGGAGAAGAUAUUUGAAGACCCAGAACAUAAAUUCAUGUGUUUCCUUUUCUCAGACAUAACAAAAGAAUUAUGCAUUUACCCAAAAGGACUUAAAUGGUUUUGGUCAUUGAUCAUUGUAUUUAUUCAAAGCCUGCUUUGUUAUAAGAUUGCAUUUUUUCCCUCUCAAA
This is a messenger RNA of Galeopterus variegatus (Sunda flying lemur), 2360 nucleotides long. RefSeq names its product somatostatin receptor 2 (gene SSTR2). Gene Ontology annotation, molecular function: neuropeptide binding; somatostatin receptor activity. Gene Ontology annotation, biological process: neuropeptide signaling pathway; cellular response to estradiol stimulus; cellular response to glucocorticoid stimulus. The record is from RefSeq and is a predicted model, not a curated record. The coding region runs from base 338 to 1441 and encodes 367 amino acids. The transcript is spliced from 2 exons. Gene Ontology annotation, cellular component: membrane; neuron projection. NCBI's taxonomy places the organism in Eukaryota, Metazoa, Chordata, Mammalia, Dermoptera, Cynocephalidae.